AAAAAUAAAUUGUACUUCUUCUUUCGCUAUAGAAACAUACCCAAGUGUUUCCAGAUGUUCCUAUUUAUAGUCAAUGCCCUGUUUAAAGUUAUUUUGAAAUAUGGAACAACUGUCAUAAUGGAAAAAAAUUCUCAUGCUAUUUUUAAACAAAGAGAAUGCACCAAUGUACUUUUGUGUGUUAUUAAUUGCAGGAAUUCAGUAUUUACAUGAGACCCUCACAGCAGAGCAAGAAUGUUAGCAAUUUGAAUGAAGAAAAAAGCAAAGAGAAAUUAAAAUAAGUAAAACCCGAGAAAGUCGAACAACUCCAAGAACUGCAUCAGAAAACACUUUCCUAAGUGGCAUAACGAUUCUUAUACUUGCAUUAUAAAAUGUCAUCAUUCGAUAAUGGUCUUCCAGCAAACAUGCCUUUCUGGGUGUAUUUUGUCUAACAGCUUUAUAAUAGCAUCUCUCUGUGACCUUGGCAGUUGUGUAGUGAAAGAAUAGCAUAAUCAUUAUAUUUACUCUGUCACUCUGCCAGUAGAGAUUUAUAUCCUGCUUAUCAGACCUUACACGUUUUAUGUGCACGUCAUCAUUAGCUAAUAUCACGAGUAUCCUAAUAGCACAGCAAGUCAUAGAUGAGAAUGAGAAGAUGUUGGUUCUAUUGGAUUACCUAAUGCUGUAUGGGCAUAUUUUAAUGGACAAAGCUUAAGGAUGAACUUCAUGCUCAAAAGUUCUAUCCAUUUGCCAAAAAACUUGUGGCACAAAGACAUUUCUAUUUGUGAAACCCAUGCAUGAAGGUGAACAUUUUCAAGAGCUACAAUGCAAUUGCAAUACUGUUUUGAAACAAUCAACAAAUCAUGUGAAAAGCACUGUUGGCACAACAGCAUAAGGAUUCCAAUGUAUGUUUUUAUGGUAAGCACUAUCUUGACAACAAUGGCUGGAAACCUUGCUGUUAUCAUCUCCAUCGCUCAUUUUAAACAACUCCAUUCUCCAACUAAUUCCUUAAUCCUUUCCAUGGCCACUGUGGACUUUUUAUUAGGAUUCCUUGUUAUGCCGUACAGUAUGGUGAGAUCGGUGGAAAAUUGCUGGUAUUUUGGAGAUUUUUUUUGUAAAAUACAUACAGGAACAGACAUAAUGCUCAGUACAGCAUCAAUAUUCCACCUCUCCUUUAUAUCUGUGGACAGAUAUUAUGCAGUAUGCAAUCCUUUGCGCUAUAAGGCAAAAAUAAACAAAUUUACUGUUCUUGUCAUGAUUGUAACCAGCUGGGUUAUCCCUGCUAUUUUUGCAUUUGGCAUGAUCUUUCUCGAGCUGAAUCUAAAAGGCUCGGAAAUAAUUUUUUAUAAUAAAGUCUACUGUGUUGGAGGUUGCUUUGUAUUUUUUAGCGAAACAUCAGGAAUUAUUGCAUCUAUGCUGUCAUUCUUUAUCCCUGGAGUUGUUAUGAUCUGCAUAUAUGGAAAGAUAUACAUUAUUGCCAGGAGACAAGCAAGAUCAAUAAAAGAUGGCACUAGUCAGAUACAAUUCCACACACAUUUUGUAAAGUCAAAUACAUCAAGAUGCAGAGAAAGAAAAGCAGCCAAGACUCUGGGUACAAUAAUGGGGGUGUUCUUAAUUUGUUGGUCACCUUUCUUUUUCAGCACAGCUAUCAGCCCAUUUACAAAUUAUAACAUCCCCUCCAUUGUUAUUGAUGCUUUUGUAUGGGUUGGAUAUUUAAAUUCAACUUUUAACCCCAUGGUCUAUGCCUUCUUCUAUAUGUGGUUCCGAAGAGCACUAAAAAUGAUUCUGUUCGGAAAGAUUUUUCAAACUGAUUCUUCAAGAACUGUUUUGUAUCUGGAAUGACUCAGGAUAUAUUUAAAGGAAUAAAUGGAAAUUUUUCCUUUUCUUAUUUUCACCCUAUGAACUGCGCUUUGCCCUUCUAGCUGCUUGGUUUUGCACUGCGAAAAAAUAAUUUUGUACUACUAAGUUAAAAACUGAGAUUACAUGAUGGUGUGUCAUGGUCAGUAUUUACAGAAGGAAGACAACAUAAUUGCACUAAGAAGAGCACAAAAAAAUUAUCUCUUUUAGAUUUAUAAUUGACUAUGUAAUGCUGAGACCUGCUGAUUUGAUACACAUCCAUUGAAUGGUUUAGGUGUAUCUUCAUAUUGCAAAGUUUUGGUACAUAUAAAAGAGAUUGUACAGAGUUUGUACUGCUUGUAUACUGCAUGACCAGCUUUCAGCCUUGAUCAGUUUCUUAAGCUGAAAACCAUUUUGUUUUCGGCAAUGCCUUAUGGGGUACUUGGAGGACAGUUACCACUGCAUAUUACCAACUACAUAAAGAUCAUGGUUGCUGCCUGCAGGAACUUGAAAGUAUACCACUGAUUCAACUUCCACACCAAAUCUGUAGUGGUAAUAUUUCAAUUCCAGGAAAAUGGCAGGAAUUUUAAUGUGUUUUCUCAGAGGCAUCAAUGACCAGGGAUAGGCAAAGGUCUGAAUGAGCAUCUGAAUAGGUGCUGUCUACAAAAAGCACCAGAACUUUUGUUUCCAAUUUUAAGUUUGUGUAAGUGACUGUUACAUUAAAGUCUAAAAAUGUUA
This is a messenger RNA of Rana temporaria (common frog), 2547 nucleotides long. It is a transcript of the gene TAAR1, whose product is annotated as trace amine associated receptor 1. NCBI's taxonomy places the organism in Eukaryota, Metazoa, Chordata, Amphibia, Anura, Ranidae. The coding region runs from base 799 to 1815 and encodes 338 amino acids. Gene Ontology annotation, cellular component: membrane. Gene Ontology annotation, molecular function: trace-amine receptor activity. The transcript has 2 exons. The record is from RefSeq and is a predicted model, not a curated record. Gene Ontology annotation, biological process: G protein-coupled receptor signaling pathway.